GCCCUGGCGGCGGCGCCCAACGGCAGCGGUGCCCGCGCCGCUAACGGAACGGCGCUCGCGCCGCCAACGGCGCUAACGGCCGCGCGCGCUCCCCCGGCGAGCGGAAGGCUCCAAGUCGGAAGAGGCGCCGGGUCGGCGGCGGACCCUGCGCUGACCGGGGACUGCAUCCACGGCCGGGAGCCUCUCGCCUCAGCGAAUCUGAGAGAGUGUGGGGAAGGAAAAGGACAGAGCAAAGAAGCACAGCAGCAGAGCUUAGGCAGAGGAGAACCAGGAACAGAUGCAGCCUUACCCCUCUGGAAGUGUCUGCCUUGAAACUGCUGCUCAUGGUGGCAUCACCAGCCACAGAAACAGCAGUCAGCACACCUCAUAUGCUUAGGAAAAUCUCAGGGAUCAUCCGGGCCUUGUCUUAUGUGUCAUCUGGUUUUCAGUUGCCUGAUGCAGCCAAUGGGGUGACCACCAUUACUGCAAAACCCUUGCAAUGCACCUGCUAAGACUGGUACCCGUCCAGAAGUAGUGACCUGACCCUCUCCCAUUUAGUUAGAAAUUUACAAAAUAUUUUCCACUGAUUUGAAGCAGUACGUCUUGAAAUACCUGAAUUUGCCUGCAUCUACUUCAGUCUGUAUCUGACUAAAGGAUAAAGUGAGAAUCACUCAGACUUUAGCAGAUCUUUGCAAUGAGUUACCCUGGUUAUCCCCCAGCGGGUGGAUAUCCGCCACCAGUCCCAGGUAGCAGUCCUUGGGGGGGUGCCGUUUAUCCACCUUCAAAUCCACCUCCGAUUGGUCUAGAAAAUGUGGCUGGCUAUGCUAAUCAAUUCAAUCCAAGCUACAUGGCCGGGAUGGCUUCCAACUUGGCAGGGACCUUUGGAGGGACAAAUGUACCACAAGGCAUAUAUCCUUCAACACCUGGGGGUUAUCCCCCAAUCCCUCCAGGUGGCUUUGGGCAACCUCCAUCAGGACAGCAGCCCUCUUAUGGAGUGUACCCUCCACCUGGAGGAAAUCCACCAUCAGGAAUGCCGGCUUACCCAGGAUACCCAGGUGGUCCUGCGCCAGGCCAGCCCAUGCCAUCUCCAGGUCAGCAGCCUAUGGGCUAUCCAGGGCAAUUGCCAGCAACUUAUCCAGGGCAGCAGCCGAUGCCGUCACCUGGACAGCAGCCAACGCCAAGUUAUCCAGCAGGCCCAGCUGUGAAUCCAUCUAUGCCCUCUUACUCAGGCUCUGCAGUGCCUACAGUCACUCCUGGAGCAUAUGGAAACCGAGGCACGAUCACUGAUGCACCAGGAUUUGACCCUCUGAAGGAUGCGGAAGUCUUGAGGAAGGCAAUGAAAGGGUUUGGAACUGAUGAGCAGGCGAUUAUAGAUUGUCUUGGAAGUCGUUCAAACAAACAACGGCAGCAGAUCAUGUUGUCCUUCAAAACAGCUUAUGGAAAGGAUUUGAUCAAGGAUCUCAAGUCUGAGCUAUCAGGUAACUUUGAAAGGACAAUCUUAGCAAUGAUGAAGACACCUGUUAUGUUUGAUGCUUAUGAAAUCAAGGAAGCUAUAAAGGGUGUUGGCACAGAUGAGAAUUGUCUCAUUGAAAUCCUAGCUUCUCGCAGUAACGAGCAUAUUCAGGAGCUCAACAGGGUCUAUAAAGCAGAAUUUAAGAAGACUCUGGAGGAAGCAAUCAAAAGUGACACAUCUGGACACUUUCAGAGGCUUUUAAUUUCGCUUUCUCAGGGAAACAGAGAUGAAAGUACAACAGUUGACAUGUCUCUCGUCCAAAGAGAUGUGCAGGAGUUGUAUGCAGCUGGAGAGAACCGUCUAGGGACCGAUGAGUCCAAAUUCAAUGCUAUUCUGUGUGCAAGAAGCAGGGCCCACCUCAGAGCAGUUUUCAGUGAAUACCAGAGGAUGUGUAACCGGGACAUCGAGAAAAGCAUAUGUCGUGAAAUGUCUGGAGACCUGGAAAAGGGCAUGCUGGCAGUAGUUAAGUGUCUCAAGAACACACCAGCUUUUUUUGCAGAAAGAUUGCAGAAUGCUAUGAAGGGAGCAGGAACAAAAGAUAGAACUCUGAUUCGAAUCAUGGUGUCACGCAGUGAGGUUGACCUGCUGGACAUACGCACAGAAUACAAGCGGAUGUAUGGGAAAUCCCUCUACACAGAUAUCACCGGUGAUACUUCAGGAGACUACCGGAAAAUCCUACUCAAGUUGUGUGGUGGAAAUGACUAAAUGGAGCAUUGAGGGUUUUCUGUUUUGUUUUUGUUUGUUUGCUUUGUUUUUAAAGCUGCUAUUUUCAUGUUUUUGCUUUUAAGUAUCCUUUUCCCUGAAAAGGUAAACGUAUAAAGAACUAUUUUUUCGUAAAGCUUUUACAUUUCUAAAGCUCAUUUUUCACAUCUCUUCCCUUCCACUCAAAAAUAUUGUGUAAUAAAUACCAAAGAAAAAAAAAUUAAGCUUAUGUACCAUCUAUUCAGGAUUUUUUAAGCGCUCUGUCUAAUCAAUGAAUGACAGAUCAUUCUUUCUGCUUAUGAUAUUAUGCUGAAAUAAUACAUUUUCUGGAGCAAAAAUCAUAGUUGUAUGAUUUAAGGUUUUAUUUUGUAUAAACAUAAUGUGCCAUUUUAAUGCCAGUUAUAUAUAUAUUGCACACAGUGGUGGUUUCAUGCUAACCUACUCCCUGAUAGGUGGAGAGAACAGUUAAGACUUUCAAAGAAGUUUUGUCAAGUUCUGUUUUGUUUGCUUGUUUGUCAAUUUUUAAGGAAGAUGUAUUCUACAUUUCAUUUCAUUUCUAGGGCAACUGUCAUAAGGCAGUUGUCGCUGACAAUAGUAAAGAUUUUCUAGUUAAUGUUUUAAGGUUUUGGAUUGUGCCUUAAAUAUAUGUAUCUAAAAGAUUACAAAAUUAAAGCUGUCUAUCUUCUAA
Molecule: messenger RNA, 2882 nt
Organism: Dromaius novaehollandiae (emu)
Lineage: Eukaryota; Metazoa; Chordata; Aves; Casuariiformes; Dromaiidae
Gene: ANXA11
Product: annexin A11
Exons: 19
Coding region: 674-2197 (507 amino acids)
Biological process (GO): phagocytosis; cytokinetic process
Cellular component (GO): cytoplasm
Molecular function (GO): calcium-dependent phospholipid binding; calcium ion binding
Source: RefSeq, a predicted model, not a curated record